AUGGGGAGAAAAAGAUGCUACUGCCCAUAUUGCGAUGUUUAUUUAGUACAUAACAGCUUAAGAUCGCGAAGAGACCAUCUAAAUGGAUUUAAGCAUUUAGCUGCAGUUUCUAUUUAUUAUCACAGAUUUAUUCCUGAAGUUUUCAAAAAUGGAGGAUUUUCAACAAAUGAAACAGAAGAUACAUCAGGUUUACCAAACACACCACAGCCAAAGGGAUUACCAAAACCAAAUCCAACAAAUUCAAUCUCACCAUUACCUAUUCCUCCUGUUAUGCCGAAGCCAGUUAUAUCUUCAACACUUCCUCCAAUCCCUCCACCAGUACCACGCCCUUCUGGACCACCUACUCUCCCAACUAUUCCUCCAUCUUUACCAAAGCCUGUUGGACCUCCUUCAAUUCCAAAACCUGUAGGACCACCUACAAUACCAAAGCCAAUUGGGCCGCCCUCCAUUCCAAAACAAGUUGGUCCUCCAUCAAUACCAAAACCGAUCGGUCCGCCUUCUGUUUCAAAGCAGAUCGGUCCACAACCUGUCCAAAAACCUAUUGGACCGCCUUCAAUUCAAAAACCAAUAGGUCCUCCUUCAAUUCAACGCCCUAUAGGUCCGCCAUCUCCUGCUUCUGUACAAGAACCAAAUCGAGAUGAUUCCGCAACAAAAUGA
This is a messenger RNA of Trichomonas vaginalis G3, 657 nucleotides long. RefSeq names its product U1 small nuclear ribonucleoprotein C family. NCBI's taxonomy places the organism in Eukaryota, Parabasalia, Trichomonadida, Trichomonadidae. Gene Ontology annotation, biological process: spliceosomal snRNP assembly; mRNA splicing, via spliceosome; mRNA 5'-splice site recognition. Gene Ontology annotation, molecular function: zinc ion binding; pre-mRNA 5'-splice site binding. The coding region runs from base 1 to 657 and encodes 218 amino acids. Gene Ontology annotation, cellular component: U1 snRNP; nucleus. The record is from RefSeq and is a predicted model, not a curated record. The transcript has a single exon.